This is a messenger RNA of Vicia faba (fava bean), 363 nucleotides long. Lineage: Eukaryota; Viridiplantae; Streptophyta; Magnoliopsida; Fabales; Fabaceae. The record is from the annotation of a GenBank genome assembly.
AUGGCAAUAGUGGGUGAAAUUCAACGUGCCAUGGCUAGAGUAUGGCUAUGGGAUGGAAGAUCUAAGGCUCCAUCUAGGCUUCUCGAUGGUAUGGCGGAGUAUGUCGCUGAGUUAGCCGGAUUCCGUCGUGAGAGGCUCUCCGGUGGAGUUGAUGAGUUGCCGGAAUGUGGUUUAUGGUGGGAGGAUAAGGACCCUACGUAUGUUGCACGUUUGUUGAAUUAUUGUGAAAAUAAUGAGAAGGGGUUCAUCCGACGGUUAAAUGAGGCUAUGAGAGACACGUGGCAUGAUCGUGUAGUGGAUGGUUUGUUGGGAUUGAAUGGCUCUAAGCUACUAUGUGGAUUGUAUAAUGCUUCUUCUCUGUAG